Messenger RNA from Paramecium sonneborni, 177 nucleotides. The record is from the annotation of a GenBank genome assembly. Lineage: Eukaryota; Ciliophora; Oligohymenophorea; Peniculida; Parameciidae.
AUGUUAAAAGUAGAUAAUAAUGUUCGAAAAUUCAUCUUGACAUGUUAAAUCUAAGAUGGUGCUUUUGGUUUAAGACCUUAGUUGGAAUCUCAUUGUGGUGCAACUUAUUGUGCUGUAGAAUAAUUUUAAAAUAUGAGAUAUCAUAAAAAAGUAGUUCAAUAGAAUGGUUAGUAUUGA